Molecule: messenger RNA, 1756 nt
Organism: Laetiporus sulphureus 93-53
Lineage: Eukaryota; Fungi; Basidiomycota; Agaricomycetes; Polyporales; Laetiporaceae
Exons: 4
Coding region: 82-1470 (462 amino acids)
Biological process (GO): ubiquitin-dependent protein catabolic process; protein polyubiquitination; positive regulation of proteasomal ubiquitin-dependent protein catabolic process
Cellular component (GO): cytoplasm; ubiquitin ligase complex
Molecular function (GO): ubiquitin protein ligase activity; zinc ion binding; ubiquitin conjugating enzyme binding
Source: RefSeq, a predicted model, not a curated record
GGAGCGGGUCUUCAGCCGCACACGUGUCCGAACCCUUGAUAAGACGCGAUCCGUCGCUGCGCACUCAUUAUACGAACCUUCAUGACAGCGACGACCUAUCCCCGGCACUACCUCUUCCGCGACCUCCCGCCGACUCCAACCGACUCUGGCGAGGAUGGCCGUGCUCCUGAUGAGCACGCGCGUGCUAAUCACAAGGAAUCGUCGAGAAAAUCCCAUACAAAGGUUCAUGAACGCCCUGACUCGCGGACCAAGAAUCAAACACUUAAGCAUACCGAGGCCAGUCACGAUCACGGGACGGCGCUGUCCUGCAUGCGUGUGCCGAGGGUCAAGACGCAGCGUUCGUCUACUCCGAGUUCAGUCAUCAUGAACGCAGCGCGGAUGUCACUGCACAGCAGAGUUCGCGAUUUCAAGCGACGUCUGUUGCCAAGGGGAUUGGCAACUGCUUCCAGGAGACCAAUAUGCAAGGGUUUUGCUGUGCUGCGCAGAACAGUAUCCCGAGUCCGCCCUCGUCGGGCCCUCCGCAAGCUCUCGCAUCAUACUCCAACCCUCCGGACGUUCAGGAAGAAGAAGCAGCACGAUUGCGUGGUCUGCCAGUCGGCGACCCACGGUCCGCAUGUGCGCGUGGCCUGCGGGCACUACUAUGACGUCGCGUGUCUGUUGGACCUUAUCGAAGCAUCGAUCCGCGACGAGUCGCUCUUCCCUCCGCGUUGCUGCCAGCAGCGCAUCCGCGAGCAGUCCUUCGCGCGCUACAUGUCCGCGGAGCUCGCGCACGCAUUCGAAGAGCGCGCCAUCGAGUUCGAGACGGUGCGGCGGGUAUAUUGCGCGAACCCAUCCUGCAGCCGGUUCCUCGGGCCCUGCAUGCCCGAGCUCGGCGCACGGACGUACGCCUGUUCCACGUGCGCCACCUUGACCUGCAACGGCUGCCGCGCGCGCGUCGCCCCGCGCAAGCUGCACAUCUGCCGGCAGGACUCGGGCCAGCGGCAGGUGUUCGCGCUCGCAAGUCAGAAGGGCUGGGCGCGCUGCCCGGCGUGUGACCACAUGAUCGAGCUGCACAGCGGGUGCUAUGAGAUGAAGUGCGUGUGCGGCACGAGGUUCUGCUAUGCGUGCAAGGCGCCGUGGAAGACGUGCGCGUGUCCACGCUGGGAGCAGGUGCAGCUCAGACAAGUCGGUGCGCUCGACAUCCCGCAGAUCCGCCCGCUGUCGCCGUUGGUCCUACGGCGCUCACAGUCCAGUCUUCGUCGGCAGGUAGGGUCUCCACGUCCGAGCCUGCGGGCAUCAUCUCCCUUGUCGCCAUCGCCAUCCGAGCGAUCAUCACGAGUGGAUGUGAUUGACGUUUCAGGCAUCUGUCCACCGGAGACGCUGUUGCUUUUGGACCAGUGGCAUGAUAUGUUACCGCGGAGCAAGGAUCUGCAUUCCCUCUUACUUCGUGGUCUCGUCGCACAAGGCCACCGAAAGACCCGAUCAAUGUAAACAAUAUCGAAACAUUGUAAACCAGGCGCCUUGUUCUAAGUCUAUCUGCUGGUCUGCGAGGGAGGACGUAAACGCCAUCUACAUCUGUGUGGAUGCAUGUGAGCAAGCAUGUCUGAUAAGGAUCCUGCACUUCUCCUUUCUCAACCCAUAUCAUUCCCUCAGGAUGGGUCCUUUCGUCAGAAGCCUGAUGUAUGCACGAGUGUUGCCUCAUGGAGCUCUAGGGGGAGUAGGAUUGACCGACAUGUACGAUUGCGAGUGGAAAUGGAAGCAUCCUACUGUAUUCUAG